Molecule: messenger RNA, 5949 nt
Organism: Rhopilema esculentum
Lineage: Eukaryota; Metazoa; Cnidaria; Scyphozoa; Rhizostomeae; Rhizostomatidae
Source: RefSeq, a predicted model, not a curated record
GUUUUAUCUGGCUUUGUAAAAUGACGAUAUUCUUUGUAACAUAAUACGGGUUGUGUUUGUUCUUAGGCCCUGUGAUCUUUCUGCUGAAUUUUCGGUAAGAUUCUCAGAUUGAAGAUCAAAUAAUUUAUUUGCAUUGAAGCAAUUAAGCAUGCAAAAAUCCUUUUUCAGAGUCAUUUUGUUUCAUUAGUCAUAUUCAUUUUAAAGGCCACUCAAGGAUGUCGAAGAGGGGGGGGUGUGUGCGGGGGUCAACCGCCCCUUUUGCAUUUUGAUAGGAGGGGCAAGGGGGUCAAAGUUCCCUUUUCAUAGAAGUUCCCUUAUCAUCGGUCGUUUGUACGAAAGAUUCUUAUGAAAUUCUUACUGUACUGUCUUAUUCAUGACGAUAUUUUUCAAAGUUUGUAAAGAAAUUUCUUAUGCCAAAAUUUAGCCGACUUUCAAGAUACCUACAGAAGAUCGAAACAAAAGGACAGUUACGAAGAAAUUGCUGGUAGCUGGGAAUUAUUUUUCAAAUGCCCUUCUACUCAAGCCUGCUCCCUUGCCCUUACUCUAUAUUCCUUCGCACACGUUGAGUUUCCAAGUUCCUAAUGCCCGUAUUCCAGGUGUUCAUGAUUCUUACAAUGAUUUAUAAAGCUUUUGAUUUCAAUAGCUGUCACUGUUCGCGAAUUGUUUCGUGCCAAUGUAAUGAAUCGCGAUUUCAAUGUGUUACACCUCUGCGGCCCAGUUUGUCUGCGGAGUGUAGCAAAACAAAGCCAUCGCUAAAAGCGGUUAUUAGCUGGAUGUGUUUCCAAAACAAAUUUUUCAAACUGUUCGGAGGACAUGGUUUCAGGCCUGCUUCCAAGUCGACAUGUUUUCGUACACAGACAUGAUCUGAUGGUAUUGCAAGCUGAUAAUUCUGGACAGACCUACGCAUAAGACAUGGAAUUGUACUUCUUGCUUCGUUAUGUGACUGGCCUCAUGCGUUGAUGAAAAGCCUUCGAUUUGUAUUGGUGGCAGAGCGACGAUGACUACAGCAAUCGUUGAGCUACUAAACGGGCUUCAUGGCUACCUUAUUAUAUCGAUAAUGCGACUAAAUUCAGGCUUACAGCACUUUUCGUGAUAUUUUGAAAGAAGCACUUCAUCGUCCCAAGAAAGCGACAACAAAAGGCAAUUUUUGAUAAAAAACACAUGAAGGAGUCGAGCAAAGAGAGUGGGAUGCGAAGCGCUCGUGUCAGCCCAAACCAGGGCCAGACCAUAACCAAUUCGAAUGGUGUUAAAUCGGUCGAUACGACAAUCAAUGUCCAGAAAAUCGCGGUCCUCCCUGACACAGAUCAGUCAAGUAAAGAUCCAGCGGGAGGAGAGCAUAAAAAUGGGGUCACAUCCCAUCCAAAGUCGAUUUUACGAAAAGAGACGAGAUACCCGAGCCCGGAACCGACUACGGGCCUUGUUGACUUCUUACAGCGGAUUUUAAACCCAGAAUUCGAUAGCCCAGCCUUGGAGCGAAUAUACCGUCGUUAUUUCACGAAACAAAAACGCCUUUCAAUAAUAUUUCUUGUUCUUACUUCGAUUGUGGUGAAUAUUGGAUUGAUCAUUUUGUACAGUGUACAUUUUACUUGGAACAGCAACCUGCAAACAAAAAGGAUUGUAAUAUCAUGCACAGCCUUGGCAUUUGACUGCUUGUUAAUUGCCCUCUUUGUUUGUUCUCCAAAAUGUGGCCCGAACCCCGUUCUCCCUCGUUUGGCCUGGAUUUCCAUGCUCCUUCAAUUGAUUCUCGAUCUCUGUUUAAAUUAUUCGCCACUUACCCCGUUGGAUUCUGUGGGCAUGUUCGUCUUUUUCGUCUACCUGACCUAUUCGCUGCUACCGUUUCGGUUAUAUUCCUGUGUUGCUAUUGGCCUUUUGGUAACCGUAAUCCACAUUACUUUUACUGGAGCACUGGCCUCUCGGAACAGAGAAUACUUAAAAGAUCUGCUUGGUGCAAAUGCACUGAUAUUUGUUGCUGCAAAUAUAGUUGGAUUGAUAGAUUACAUAGUAACAGAUGUCAAUCAGCGAAAGGCCUUCAUGGAAACGAGGGAAGCUCUGCAAGUCAAGAUAACACUGGAGCACCAAAAUAAAGAACAGCGAAGAUUGUUGUUGUCAGUACUGCCAGCACAUCUCGCAAGCAAAAUCAUCAAAGACAUGAAGCACGAUGGAAGACUGCUGGAAGAUGCUUCUGGGUUCCGCGAAAUAUACAUCGACAAGCACGAGUACUGCAGCAUUUUGUUUGCUGAUAUUGUUGGAUUUACAAGCUACUCCUCAACUGUUCCGGCCGAAGAGCUAAUUAUUAUGUUGAACGAGCUAUUUGCAAAUUUCGACAAGCUGGCCAAGAAAAACAACUGUGAUCGAAUAAAGAUUUUAGGAGAUUGCUAUUAUUGCAUAAGUGGUUUAAACGAUAAAGAAGAAGACGCUAAGGCACAUGCUGUCGAUUCUGUUGAAAUGGGCCUGGACAUGGUAGAGCAUAUCAAAAAAGUUCGUGAGCAAACUAAAGUUAGCGUAUUGGACAUGCGUGUUGGCAUCCAUUCAGGAAAUGUUUUAGCUGGUAUUUUAGGCCAACAAAAAUGGCAGUUCGAUGUCUGGUCCAAUGACGUCACCCUAGCAAACAAGAUGGAAUCGUCAGGCAUCCCAGGGCGUGUGCAUAUCACAGCAACAACGUUUGAGCUGAUCCAGGACGUUUAUGAGGUUGAAAAUGGAGAGGGUGAAAAAAGGAGUGAAUACAUCAAAGACAAUAACAUUCAAACAUAUUUAGUUUCUUCAAAGAAAAAGGAGGAGCCCAGUUCAACGGAUUUGCAAGAAGUUCAGCUUUCAAAAAAGGAAAUAGAGAAGCCUGCUAGAAAAUUCAGUAGAAUUGCAAACGUGGCAAGGAUUUCAUCUGCUGUAAGGCGACGAAAGUCAGGGGAAAGCCAGAGUCGAGAGAUGUCUGAGACCAUUAUUGGAGCUGACGAGACGACUGUUGCGGGUCCGCUGAUGGGGAGAAGACGAAAUCAGGACGAAGAAGAGUUAAAUGGGAUUUUGGCUGAAGCUCUGGAACACAAACAGACCCAGUUUGAAACCAUAGUGAAUCAUUAUACUUUGAAAUUCAAAGACAAGAACUUGGAGCAAAUGUACUCUUCACAGAGCAGGAGCUACUGCGUCCUUGCUGUAUCUUGCACACUGAUUGUAAUUCUUGCUUCGUUUUUUGUGGAGCUGAUUGUUUUCCCACAAUCCUUGUCUAACUAUCUUUCGUCUGGAAUAUCUUUUCUGUUAAUAUCCGUGUUCAUACUGUUGAUAUCGGCCGAGAGAUUCGGUAACAAGCUGCCAUCGUUUGUGAUUUCCGUCUCAAAGACAAUGCAUUACUCGACCCCCGUCCGAAACCUCAUUGCCUGCAUUUGUGUUUUCCUUGUAAUAUCUGCUGAAGUGACGGAUAUGAGAUAUUGCGAUUCUGGAAGUAAGAAUAUUUCGACACUUAACACAACUAUCUUGAUACCAAGAUCCAGUGAAUGCGAAUACAUUCCAUACUUCAGUUACAAUGCAGUGCUCAUACUGAUCACAGUAUCAGCGAUGAUCCAGCUCAGCUUUCUGCUCAAAGGAUUUCUCAUGACAGUCUGUGUCGCUGUUUAUAUUCUGAGCUUCCAUCUUAUCGUCGGGGAUGAAUUUGAAUAUUACGACGCGGUUAUCUACCACGGUGAUAAAACCAUAGCUGGAAAAGGGGUAUUCCUUUCUGUGGUUCUUGGUGUAUGCUUCCUGAUUUUGAUAUUGCAUUCAAGACAGGUUGAAAUAACAUCAAGAAAACUCAUGUUGUGGAAGAAAGAUGCUCAAGAUAAAAAGGACGAAGUGGAGACUUUACGGUAUCGCAAUGAGAAACUUAUGCAGAACAUACUGCCGGUUCACGUCUGUGAUCAUUUCCUUUUGAACCAAGAACGAGACGAGACAGAACUGUAUAGCAGAUCGUACGAUACUGUGGGUGUGAUGUUUGCCUCGAUCCCUUCGUUUUCUGAGUAUUAUACCGAGGACAGCAUCAACAAAGGAGGCAUUGAAUGCAUGAGACUAUUGAAUGAAAUCAUUUCUGAUUUUGACGAGGCCUUGAACGAUCCAAGAUUCAAAAGCAUCGAGAAAAUCAAAACUGUAAACAGCACAUUUAUGGCUGCUUCUGGUCUCUUUGAAGAGCCUUCACCCAACAGAGAGAAAUGGCAACAUUUGAUCGACCUAACCGAUUUCGCCUUGACUUUAAAGCAUAAAUUGGACUGUAUAAACGCUGAAACUUUUAACAAUUUUGAGCUUCGAGUUGGCAUGGCUCAAGGACCUGUGGUAGCAGGGGUAAUUGGUGCAAAGAAACCCCAUUACGAUAUUUGGGGUAAUACUGUCAACAUUUCAAGCAGGAUGGAAAGUACUGGCAAGCCUGGCGUGAUUCAGGUGCUGAAAGAUACGUAUGAAAUACUCAACACCCGUGGAUUCCAGUUUGAGCAACGAGGCUACGUUUUUGUAAAAGGAAAAGGGAAUCUACUGACAUUUUAUUUGCUGCGGAAGACUUCUCCUUUCAAUUAAGACUCUCCGCUGAAAGUUUUAUCCAUUCUGUUGUGAACACCAUAACGAAGACUUUGCUAACUUGCUGGGCGAAAAGCAAAGGAACUUAACGUGGGGUCACGGAUCCUGAGGUGCAGGAAGAAGAACGAAGGUCUUCCCCUUUUCUCUUUGAUUUUCUUGUCUAUAAACAGUAAGUUAUGCAAAAGGACAUUAUAAAAGGCUUGAUUAAUCAAAAAGCUUAACCUUCUUAAGACUAUUCGUAAGGUAAAUGAGUGAUUAUAUUGUAGAUAGAAGGAACGUUCUGUGUAUCGUGAGAUUAAUAUUAUGUUUAAUUGGGUAAGAGGGUGCUUAAUUUAUAGAUCGUAAUAUAUUGUACACACAAAUCAAAUCUGGUGUAUGUAUCACCUAGUACGACAUUGAGUUAUUAGCUCAAAACAGUGUUUAGAACGCAGAUUUCGUUGUUGUGACUAAUCGAACGAUGUUCACAAUGAAGAAUACAGGCUCUAGGUGCAUAACACCAAUGAUGACGAGGUACCAUUUCGUACAGGUGUAUACCUUCUUGUAUAGGUCUAACACAAUUUAUUGACUCAGGAGAUUCAACUCAUCCGUUAGUGCUCAUAUCGUUCAACUCGUCUUUCCUAACCAGUAUAAGAUUUUCUCUCUAAAAUAGCACCUUGUUCUACAUCUGUAUUUAAAUUUGAUGUUGGAUUCGUGGCAAGUUCAUUUCCUCAUCUUUCAUUGAGAAAUUGUAUUUAUGAUAGUUCAGUGUAUGUCUGCGCAAAAAAGGCAAGCAAAUCCGGUCCGUAUUCCUAACUGAUUUAGGCUACAAACAAUAUCUCCUCAAUUCUGUAUUCUGCUUGUGACCGUACCGUACUUCACCUAAAGUCCUUUAUUCUCUUCGAAACAAAAAUAAUUUCCCUUUAGCAAAUACAAUGGAAACUUUCAAUUUGUUCAUAAUUUCCUCUGCUAUUGCAUCAUUUUCAAUGACUUUUGGCAGUUAGUUUUAGCCAAGAUUCUCUGUUUGUAGAUAGUCGUUUUCGUGUAACGGUACGUGAAAUAUUGCAGAAAUUCUUGUUUCCUGCGUAAACAAUAAAAUAAGAAACUCUUUUUCAGAAAGUAGCAACCUUCCCCUGCUGCAAUUCUCAGAAUCAGUUCUGAUUCAAAGAAGUAAUCCAGCUCUGACUUUGCAAAUGGCUGUUUUUUAAAGCAUAGGAGAGCCAAAAAAUAUCUGCCUAGUUCAGUCUUGUGCUUCUUUGCUUCUAAACGGCUAAUAACCAUACUCCAUGUGUCCAUAUACUUUUACAUACAUAAGAAGUACUACUCCCAUCUCCAGGUAUCUUGUACUAGAAGCACGGAAAUCUUUUUAGAUGAAAUUUUAAAUAGUGUGUGUUGAGUAGAUUAAAUAAUGCACUUGAAAUGGCAAAUAACGAGAAAUUGUAA